AUGAUCUUAACCACAAUAUGCGUCUUGUGCAUGCUCCCUCCCGCAACCGUCAUCGGAUGCAUCACCCUAUUCAUGGGCAUUGGAAAAAAAGAGAAAACCUCGAAGUCCACAAAAAGCCCACCGAAGUCGCCAUCUACUUCCACCGAGGCAGCUCAGGAAGUCGCAGAGCGCGAAGAUACGAGACUAUGGCAUGCCAACGAUCGCAAAUAUCUGUCGCUACAAGACAUCUCCAUUGGAUUUAACGAGCUCUUGCUUCGGGUCUCUAAGUCCGAUGUUAGCUUGACCGUAAAUAUGGCCUGGCUGUAUAAGCAAGGCUACUUCCCUCAGCUCGAUAUCAGAUCGGAUGUCUAUUUUCGUCUGCGGAAGAUAUGUGGUCGCCCCGCCCGCUACAGCGCUUACGUUAUGUAUCUUGUCGUUAAUGGCAAGAUCGUCCUUGAGGGCAGGGGCAUAGGGAAGGAGGAGGCUUUUUGUGGUCUGCGUUUGGGGGUUUCGGAGAUGAUGACUGAAGCUGUGGAAAGGAUUUUGGAGUCGGAAGUGGCUUAG
Messenger RNA from Alternaria rosae, 543 nucleotides. RefSeq lists its product as uncharacterized. Lineage: Eukaryota; Fungi; Ascomycota; Dothideomycetes; Pleosporales; Pleosporaceae. The record is from RefSeq and is a predicted model, not a curated record. Bases 1 to 543 code for a protein of 180 amino acids. The transcript is spliced from 3 exons.